AAUCAAUUAAUGUAUAACAGUAAAUCACGACUAAAAACGAUACUUGGUAUCCGGCAGAAGUUGAUUCGAAUUAAUUUGAUAAUUAAUUAAUCGUGGCAAUGUUUCUCUAUCGCAAAGAUUAUGUCACGCAAGAUCAAAGAUUAACGGAGUUACCUCGCCGACGUCAUUUAGAAUUGCGACGUCACGUGCGAUGAUCGCAUAAAAGUCCGCGUUACGUCGUCGCGUAGGUUGCACAUAAGGGGAACAGGCGGUGAUUUACAAGAUAAAAAAAAACCGCGCCUCUUUGAUGCAUCUUCGAGUCGUCAUCGGUUAUGAAACCGAUUAUACUACGAUUAUACGACUUUCCUGCGAAAAUAAAACUGACGUUUCCAAUUCUUUCGAUCCUCAGAUCGAUCCUCGAUCUCUUUUCCAAAAAUUCAUCGCGACAAAAUUUUAAAACAUUUUUGAGAACGUGAGAUGUGUUAUGGAUGACGUAAUCUGUAUGAAUAAUCUUUCACAAAAUGACAAUGGAAGACAAAGGAUAUUGUGUCUUAUCAUCAACGCGAGAGUAACGCCAGAUAAUUUCAAUGAGAGAUAAAAGAAAAAUUAUAAUAAUUAAAAAUUAUAAUAAUAAUAAUUAAAAACUAUCAAGGUCUGUAAAAUUUUGCAAUGUGUUGAAUGUUAUUUUCAUUCUUCUUAAAAGUCGAAGACAGUUUCGCGUUUACAUCGAUCGAGACUAUGUCGAUUGAGAGUUGCGAUACGCUCGUGGCAAUUAUACAUUAGCUUCUCCGAAGCACUUGGGAAAACGUCUGUUACACUCGCGUUUACUCGCAUUGCAGGAAUUCUUUGCGCGCGUAAAUAAGCCGACGUGUUUAAACAGCUGUCACGGAAAAAAUUAUUGUUGCUCCAAGAUCCAAAUAUCGAUAACGAUAGUUCCGCGAAGCGCGAAGUGGUCACUAUUUCGUCCUGAUUUCUCUGUUCUCGAAAAUGAUUUUAAUUUUGAAAUCUAAAAUACUUCGAUGUAAAUUAUCAAUAUUUUAAUUUUAAAUGUCGCACUUUAUAGCGUUUCUCAAACAAUUUCUAUUCUCAUUUGCAAGCUCGAAGAAUCUGUUGUCAUUUUUGUUGUACUACUCCUCUCGAAUUCAUCAUGCAGAUUAUGUAUUGAUUUAUGUUCGAUUGAAACACGGAACUCUCGCUUCGUGUGAUAAUAUUUUUAUCGAUGGCUACGCGUGAUCUUUUUCAGUGCACUGAUAAAAUGCCAGCGACAUCAUCCCGAGAGAUUAAAUGAACGGGUUCUUGGCCUUGAAUCUCGUGCGACAAAAAUUCCGAGUAGUUACGGGAGAUCGAAUCGAGUUGGAUCGAUAACGCGAUCUAUGGGACGCCUUAUCGUCACUCGCUCCACCACGUCAAUAAAUUACAGCGUGCUGGCAUAUCGUGAGAUUAUUCUGUGUUGAUCUUGCGUGUCGUGGGAAACGAGUUAGCGUUAUUUCUUGCGUCAACGCAGCCUGAUAUUUGCGAUACAGAAACGUAGCGAUGAGAUAAAUUGUCAGUUGAUUAAUUAAAGAUAAAAUUAAAGAUUCUAUUCUUGAAAUUAAAAAUAGAAUUUAAAUUCAAUUUGGUGUCAAUUCUGCAAAAUUUCAAGAUAGAUCUGUAAUCUUAUUCUAUUUUAUUUUAUCUUUCUUUGUUUUGUUUUGUUUAUUUCAUUUAUAUUUUUUAUAAUAGUUUGAUGAUUAUAAUCUGAUGAAGGAGUUGGCCGCGCGAUUCAAUGGACUUUGAGUCGAGCGUGAGCCGUACUCUCAUAACUGUCUGAGUCUCUACAUAAACAAAUUCAUUCAGAUACGAGAACGUGAACAUCAACGAAUCGUGAACGAAUUGUGAUCGCUUGUGAGGAGUGUGCGAGCUCGUCGUUCUCGAGUUUUCCUCAGCUGUUCGAAUCUCCUUGAAAGCACUGUCGAUCGUUUCAUGAAUGAGUGUCGACCGAGGACUGAACAUGCUGCACAAGCAUGCAAGCAAGUCGCAGCAUAACACCAUGUAUAGACACAGAGGCGCCUUCCUCAAGUCUAUGUCGGAGUUCCCAGUGGAGGGAGGUGAGAACGGAGACAUGCAGACCGUCAUGGAAAACUUUCAGAAGAAGAACAACCUGGUGACCGGUAGGACACAUCAUGUCUCUCAUCAUCCGCAGGUCACCACGUCGUCGCAGAUGCUGACGACGAACCAGAGCCAGCACCAGAGUAGCAGCAGCACUAGCACCAGCACCAGCAGCACGAGCAGCAGGGUGGCCAAGUCCUCGCAGAGGAUCCUCACCUCGUCCUCAUCGAGUGAGAUGAAGGCGAGCUCCAUGAAGAGUGACCUGACAGAACUCAAACGCGGUAUCUCGGAGAUGAAGAACAUCUCGACAAACUUCUCGCAACGGCUGCGGAGUAGCAUGGAGAACCUUGUCGACAGAGACGGCAAUGGACCGGAAGAAGCAGACCUUACGGAGCCACUGGUGACCUUUCCAGAUCCGGAUACGCCGCCACCUGUCAGUGACGCUGUCACGCUGGCAGGUUCUCCGUCCCAAUUGAGUUCUUUGAACUCGUUGAAUAAUCUUCAUCAUGGCAUGAGCCCGCCGAUAAACAUACCGAACAUACCGAAUUUACCUGCCGGUCAAGAAACCAUGAAGUUCGAGCAAAAGAAGAUGACUAGCGCUUCCAAGACGAAGGUCGUCACGGAUGGAUUUAGUGCUGAGAAGGCGACGGCGAACAGCGCCGAGAUGAGGGCCCUGCAAGCUGGCGACGUGUCGUACAAAGAGCAGAGCGCCGCGACGGCGGCGAGGGCGCGUGUCGAGCUCGACGGCGUCUCGGCAGAAAAGAGCGUCGCUGCAGCGAGGGAGCAGAGAAGUUUAAAAGCUGGCGAUCUCUCGCAUCAGGAAAGUAAUAAUAUGGCAGCGUCUACCAUGAAACUUCAGAGCGACUCAUUCACCUCCGAAAAGAAAGCGAUGGCGGCGCAGCAGCAACGGCAGACAGUCACGUCAACCGGCAUUUUCAACCACGAGAAGCACAUGGCAUCAAGUUCGCAGUCGAGCAUUACGAUCGCCUCGAAAUCGGGUGUGAGCUCGUCGAAAUCAAUGAUCAGCGCGGCGAGUGCGGUGAACCAGCUGAUGAACGGCAUGCGACCGCCAACUGCUGAGGACGAGCUUCUGUCAUUGCCGUUGGACGACCUGGAUUUACUCUGCUCCAAGUCGAAUCCGCAGGAUGUGGACUGUGCGAUCAACAAGUAUUGCGGUCUCCUGGACAGCUUUGUGGAGCGACUGAAGGCAAGCGCCGAACAGAGCGGCAGCAAGAGCAAUUGCAAAGCACCUCAGCUACUCAACCGGGUGAACGAAAUCAUCCGGAAAGCGUGGGCCGUGCCGACACACGGCCACGAGCUUGGCUACACCCUGUGCAACACCCUGAGGAACCGCGGCGGCCUCGACCUUCUCAUGUUAAACUGCGUGGCGAACGACGACGAGCUGCAAUUCUCGUCGGCGCGGCUGCUCGAGCAAUGCCUGACGACGGAGAACCGCGCUCACGUCGUGGAGAACGGCCUCGAGAAGGUGGUGAACGUGGCGUGCGUGUGCACGAAGAACGCCAACUCGGUGGACCACGCGCGCGUCGGCACCGGCAUCCUCGAGCACCUGUUCAAGCACAGCGAGGGCACAUGUAGCGACGUGAUUCGGCUAGGUGGUCUAGACGCGGUGCUGUUCGAGUGCCGAAAGAACGACGUGGAGACGCUACGCCACUGUGCUGGCGCGCUCGCCAACCUGUCACUAUAUGGUGGCGCCGAGAAUCAAGAAGCGAUGAUCAAGCGCAAGGUGCCGAUGUGGCUGUUCCCGCUCGCCUUCCACAAUGACGACAACAUCAAGUACUACGCCUGUCUAGCGAUCGCCGUGCUGGUCGCCAACAAGGAGAUUGAAGCAGCGGUCCUCAAGUCUGGCACCCUUGACCUCGUGGAGCCAUUCAUCACGUCGCAUAAUCCGUACGAGUUCGCCAAGUCGAAUCUCGCGCACGCUCACGGUCAGAGCAAGAACUGGCUGGAGCGGCUGGUGCCGGUGUUGAGCUCAAAGCGCGAGGAGGCCCGCAACCUCGCGGCUUUCCACUUCUGCAUGGAAGCAGGCAUCAAGAAGCAGCAGGGCAACACCGAGAUCUUCCGCACGAUCGGCGCGAUCGAGCCAUUGAAGAAAGUCGCCAGCUGUCCGAACGCGAUCGCGUCCAAGUACGCGGCGCAGGCACUCAGGCUGAUCGGCGAAGAGAUCCCGCACAAGCUCAGCCAGCAGGUGCCCCUGUGGUCCACGGAGGACGUACGCGAGUGGGUGAAGCAGAUCGGCUUCGCCGAGGUAGCGUCGAACUUUGUCGAGAGCCGAGUGGACGGCGACCUGUUGCUGCAGCUGACCGAAGAGAACUUGCGCGAAGACAUUGGCUUGACGAACGGCAUCAUGCGACGGCGAUUCUCCCGCGAGCUGCAGAACCUGAAGAAGAUGGCUGACUAUAGCAGCCGCGAUACUGGCAAUCUCAAUAGUUUCCUGCAGUCGAUCGGCCAAGAAUUCUCCAUCUACACGUACAGCAUGCUGAAUGCCGGCGUGGACAAGGACUCGAUACGCAAUCUCUCAGAGGACCAGCUGCUGACCGAGUGCGGCAUCGCCAACAGCAUCCACCGGCUCAGGAUACUGGACGCCAUCAAGAAUAUGCAACACAACCAGUUCAGUUCGUGCGAGUACGAGUCGCCCGACAAGUCGCUCGACGUGUUCGUCAGCUACCGCAGAUCCAACGGCUCGCAGUUGGCGAGUCUGCUUAAGGUACACCUACAGCUGCGCGGUUUCUCGGUAUUCAUUGACGUCGAGCGACUCGAGGCCGGCAAAUUCGACAACAAUCUGCUGCAGAGUAUCAGACAGGCGAAACAUUUCCUCCUUGUGCUGACGCCCCAGGCUCUCGAGAGAUGCAUACAGGACGUCGAGUGCAAGGACUGGGUUCACAGGGAAAUCGUUGCUGCCUUACAAUCGCAAUGCAACAUAAUCCCGAUCAUCGACAAUUUCAUGUGGCCGGAGCCUGAGGAACUUCCCGAGGACAUGCGAACAGUCUGUCAUUUCAACGGUGUCCGCUGGAUUCACGACUAUCAAGACGCCUGCGUAGACAAAUUAGAAAGGUUUAUGCGAGGCGAGUUACCCAUGAGAUCUGAACUGUCUGGCGGAAUUCCGCGCAGCAUGGCGCCCAAGGACGUGGUCCAGCCUAACACACCGAGUAACACGAAUAUACGACAACAGCCCAGCUAUCAGCGGAUGCAUAGCAACGAAAGCAGGGGUAGCGACAAGGAUUCCACGGCCAAGAUUGCGAAUCGCGCUAUGACAAUCACGACUAGGCUUAGAAAGUCGUCAAGUCCGUCCCGUUGGUUGAUGGGCCUACCGCCCACGUCGCCGCGCUUUAAGUUCGUGCAUACACAUCCGGUGAAUGCCGGCAACAGCUCGGCAGUUCCACGCAGGCCGCCGCGGCAGCCUCCCUCACCAUCGACGCGCUCUCGCUCGUUGGAGCUGCUAGAUCAGCAGGUCCAGGAGCGCAAGUCGCCGUCGGUCACCUCCGCGAUUGUCCAACGACCACCGCUUCCCAGACCGAGGUCGCGUAGUCUGGACGGUUUGCUGGACGAGGACACGAAGAGUGGCGGCGGGGAACAGGAUAAAACGCAGAAUCGAGGAUGUUCCAUGACAAACUCGGAAGAGAAAACCGUUCUUGCUUUAAAAGCCAACCAGAAGCAGCCGGACAGCAAAGCUAUCGCGGCCAAGAACGAACCUAGGCCGAUGCCAAGGACGAAGCCGAGGAUGUCGGACAUUAUCGAAGCCAAAUCCGAGGCGGGAGACGUGCGGGUGUCUCUGGAUAAGGACGAGGAUAACAAGGAGGCGCCAACGCGUCCUCCAAAGCCCAGUCGGCAUUCCAGCUUGGAGGGGCAGUCUUCGACAAAUUCCAGCAAGCAAUGCGGGGGGGAUCAAGAGCGUCAAACGGACGAACAGGGAACCAGAGAGACGGCACAAAAGAGGCUGAUGAUGCAGGACGAGAACAACGAUUACGACGAUGACAAGUCGACGAUGAUGUUGAAAGCAUCGAGGAGCUGUGGUGCGGGAUUGGACUCCGACGGGAGCGCCUCGUCGAGCGAAUACGGGGGGCUCAGGGCACGGGCGAAGGGCCCGGGCUCGCUGCUGUCGCUGCCGACGGGCGCGGAACCCAAACGCAAGCGGAACUUCAUGGACAAGUGCGUGAAUAAGGUGCGGUCGUUCAUGAAGAAGUGAAGCGAGACUUCUUGUUUUAUUUAAUUUUGCGAGACAAACUCUCAUCGAAGUGUGAAGCGCGAUCGAGCUCGAACAACGACGAGGAACUUUAAAGGCUAUCCGAAUAAUAAUUAAAAAAAAAAAACAAGUAAAAAGACCGAAAGAUCUCAAGAUCCGGAAAGAUCUUUCAAACGUCUCCGGACAAGAUCUGGACGAAUAAGUUAGGGAACUAAGGCCCAGUUCCACAAUUUAUUUCAACCGCGGUCUAACUCCUUAAUGAAGAUUCAACGCUGCGUCCGAUGUCCAACGUAUAAUAUUCAAUAAGAAAGUUCAUUUUCUAGAGGUUCUAGACGUGACGCAGUGCGAAUUCUCCAUUAACGAGUUAAACUCCGGUCAAAGUAAGUCGUAGAGCUGGGCCUAAGGGAAGUGUGAUCGAGAAAAUCUUCCGAGCGCCUUUUUAAAUGACAUAUUCCUCAGAGUUGUUCUUACGUUGUUCGCGGAAGUUUCGAGGAUCGCCGACGGCGAUUCCUGAAUCUCGUGGCGCCGAGUAACUUCGCGACGCGACAGUGUAUCCUGAACUACGCGCGCAACUUUUUUGCGAUCCGCCUCGUGUACAAUGAUAGGCAGCAAAGUAUAUACCGAAAUGUUGCGCCUGAACGCGCGACAAAUGUCUUUGUUAGGAGUUCCGAGGAGUUCCCGACCUCGAAACGCGCGCGCGUUAUUACGCAAUUAGCCUGCUUUUACAGGUGCCUUUUUGUAAUGUAUUUUUUCUCGUUAAAUUGUAUACAAACAUAUAAAUAUAUUGUAUAUGUAGAGAAAUGAACGAACGAAUCGAGAACGUUUACUAGGAUGGCGGCUAGCUCCUUAUUUGUAAUAUUAUUUUUUUAGGCAGUUCUGUGUUUCUUCUCGCGUUUAAAGGUGCGCGUGACUUGGCGAAGUCGCGAAUCGUGGUUGUUCUUAUCGCAGCUAACACUGGAAGCAAGUUGUACACACGUGUAUUAGAUGUUCGAUAAUACGUGCCUUGGCUAAGAGGACGAUGUUCCUGCUGACAACUGCAAUCUUUGAAAUAAAAAAUAAAUUCAUUUUUUUUCAUUAAAAUAUAAAAUUAGAAUAUAAUAUAGAAUUAAGGAAUAACAUUCUAUUACUAGUUCACGCGAUCUUUUUCCAUAUUUCUAAUUAAACGUUUCUACGUGAACUACCUGCGCGCACAUUUCAAUAUUUUUAUUAAGAGAAAAUACAGUGUUCAUGUCCUCUAAGGAAUAUCGUCAGCACGUGCAGCACGACCAUUACCGGGCAUCCGGUCGUAGCCGUGAUCGUCUCUCGGGUUGCGCAUGGCAUUUUAUUAUUUAACACUGUUUCUCGUACCAAUCUGGCUGACACGCUCUCGCCGAGAGUCGAGACGGCGACGCUUCGAUAUUCGUAGCUUAAGAGAUCCGCCUGAUUAUCGCUGUAUAUUUUACCAAAGUUUCGUAAAAAGUUACGGAUUUUAUCGAGAUGUUUGAACGUUUCUCAGAAAUAAAUUUUAUUUAGCGAAA
This is a messenger RNA of Ooceraea biroi (clonal raider ant), 7785 nucleotides long. RefSeq names its product sterile alpha and armadillo motif (gene Sarm). Gene Ontology annotation, cellular component: dendrite. Gene Ontology annotation, molecular function: signaling adaptor activity; NAD+ nucleosidase activity; protein binding. The record is from RefSeq and is a predicted model, not a curated record. Lineage: Eukaryota; Metazoa; Arthropoda; Insecta; Hymenoptera; Formicidae. Gene Ontology annotation, biological process: negative regulation of MyD88-independent toll-like receptor signaling pathway; response to axon injury; signal transduction.